CAGUUGUUGGCGGACUUCUGCUUACCGGCGACACUGCGCGUACAUGAACGGGCACCGCUGUGUGUGUUGUCGUUUACGUCCGCGUUUACUCUUGAGCGUGUUCACGAGAUGUUUCGCAAUGAACCCCUUUUAUUCUUCGAGGCAGAUGCCGAGCGUGAUGUCAUUCUUUCUGCCCUUCGGAAUGAUCUUGGUCUGGAAGAGGUGGCCAACAGUGUUGAGGGUGGUGCCGCUCAUCAGAUGUUAUUGUUACGGGCAGCGAAGCGUGACACGAUCCGCUACAGGCUUCUUGACGGGAUAGAGACAGUGGAAGGUGCAAAUGAAGUACUGCAGAGGGUGCUGUCGGGAGAUUUGCAGCUCGGGAAAAAAGUGCUGCAGUGA
Molecule: messenger RNA, 378 nt
Organism: Trypanosoma cruzi
Lineage: Eukaryota; Euglenozoa; Kinetoplastea; Trypanosomatida; Trypanosomatidae
Product: thioredoxin, putative
Exons: 1
Source: RefSeq, a predicted model, not a curated record